AUGUUUUCUAGUUUCGGAAAUUCAGGGGAAGGUAUUUCAUUUGAUGAUUUCUUUGGAUUUUCAGAGGAUACAUCAUCAACAGCAGCAACAUCAUCUACUCUGAAUGUUGUUGUUCAGCAACAAUCUGUCGCAGCUUCAAUUGUUAAUACGAAUGAGAAGAAACAAGCUCAACCUUUGUUGCCUAAAAACAAGACACUUACUCAUCAGCAACAACAGCAGCCAUCUGUUGCUACUAUGCCAAAGAAACCAGCAAAGGAAGUCAUCGGUAGCAGUGAGGAAGAAUCAUCUUCCGAUGAUGAUGAGGAAAUGAAGGAUAAGGUACAGCCUGGUGAUGAUUCCGAUGAAGAUGAAGAAAUGAAAGAGAAGGAAUAUUCUUCUUCCUCCUCGAGUAGUGAGAGUAGCCAAGAUGAGAUUGAGGAUAUAUCAAUUCGGAAAUCAACAAAUAUUGGAAAGCAAAUUGUAAAUGGUAAUAAGGAGAAUCAUAAACAAUCAGUGAAUACUGUGAAAAAAGCUCCUCCAAAGCAAUCUAAUAUUCAACACAUUUUGAAUAAGGUGCCAUCAUCAUCUAGUUCAGUACCGCAAAUUGGAACGAAAAAGAAAUUGUCACCACUCAAAGAAAAGAGAAAUAUCAAGGAAAAGACCGAUAAUUCAAAAAGAAAAUUUAUUCAAACCAAACUGGAUAAGAGCAUGUUUGAAAGGAGAGUUGAGCAGACACCUAUGGAUUCAUCACUCUUUUGCAUGUGCUGCAAUACAUUUGUUGCCUUAACAGGUGCAUCAUCUCAAAACUCAGCAAAAAGAGUAAAGAAAGGUUCUUCUAAAUAUGAAGAAUGGGAUAAACAUAUAGAAAGUGAGGACCACUUGUUGAGGAAGGAGAGGCUGCAAAGACUCAAUGUACUUUGCUUUAUGAAUAGCCCAACAAAUAAGAGGUUUCAUCAUUUUGUAAAUUCAUUCUGUCUAAUGUUUUUCCACCGAAUUGAAACACUAGCUAUUGAAUUUGCAAAAAAGAAUAGAAAGAGAAAGUUUGAAAUUUAUGAGGAACAUGAGGAUUAUAUUCUGUUGGACUAUGUCAUUAAUUUUAUUUAUGCUCGAGUUGCAAAUUUGCAAUACGCAACCGAUUUUGAAAAGAUUUUGAAACAAUUCUUAAAUAAUAUGAGACAAGGCUCAUUAAAGAUUGCCACCACAAUUUGGGAACAAUAUAAGGAAUUUUAUUCCAAGAUGAAUGAUGAUGAGUUUGGUUAUUUGCUCUCUGAUAUUGUACAUCGAGCUUGGGAUUGCAUGAGACAUUUGGCUUACUUUGGGAAAAUUCAGGAUCCAACUCAAUUAUUCAUUGACGAGCCAUUGGAAUUCAAAGAUUUUAAGAGUGAGAAAAAAGAAUCAAGAGAUGAAAGUGAUUCUAGCUCCGAUGAUGAAGACUAUGAAGAGCCAGAAUAUGACGAAGAUGAGGAAGAGGAGGAGGACAUUUUCAAUGGUCAGCAUCCUUACUUUGAAAUGUUUAUGAAAAUGUACAUUCAACACUUCUUAUUUUUAAAGCCAAUUGAGAAAAUAAUAAGUGAAGCUCUCGAACAAUACAAAUCCAUUCUAGAAAAGGAGACCUUUUUCAAUGAGUGGGAAGAAGAAAUAGUGAAGAGAAAGAAGCUAUUAAUUUCACAGCAACAGAUGUCAAGUAAUGGCGGUAGUGCUGUAGAUGAUGAAUCAAGUGAUGAGAGUCCAACAAUACCUCCACCAAAACCACAAGCUCCAAAGCAAAAAUCAAUUGAAGAUUUGCUGUUUGGUUCAGCAGCCAACAAUACCUUUGAGAGCUUCUUUUCUGUUAAUACUACACCUCAAAAGGUAACAACUACAAUCCAAACUCAAAGUAAGAAGAAGGCAGGAAUAUCAACGCACGAGAAUGAAACAAUGGAAGAGGAUGAAAUGUGGAAUUUACUAAGAAGAGAUAAUAUUUGA
Molecule: messenger RNA, 1944 nt
Organism: Naegleria gruberi
Lineage: Eukaryota; Heterolobosea; Eutetramitea; Acrasida; Naegleriidae
Exons: 1
Coding region: 1-1944 (647 amino acids)
Source: RefSeq, a predicted model, not a curated record